Triticum dicoccoides is the source of this 690-nucleotide messenger RNA. RefSeq lists its product as uncharacterized. The transcript is spliced from 2 exons. NCBI's taxonomy places the organism in Eukaryota, Viridiplantae, Streptophyta, Magnoliopsida, Poales, Poaceae. The coding region runs from base 41 to 487 and encodes 148 amino acids. The record is from RefSeq and is a predicted model, not a curated record.
CCAGAGAGCAUCCGGCAUAAAUAAACAUAACAAGAAAUCGAUGGCGAUGGCGAUGGCGGCGGCGAUGAGGGUCGGUGGCGGCGCUCUGCUCCGGCGGGCGCCCGUGGUGGAGGCAAGGCAGCGCCUCGUCCACACGACCCCGGAGGAGAUGAGAGAGGUGGCGACCCGCGCGGCGCAAAUCGGCAAGACAAAGGAGCAGCUGUUCGACAUGGUCAUUGACCUCAAUAGCAACUACAACGUUCCCCACAGCAUGAAACGGGAGCACUUGCUGCUGUCACAGCGCCUCUCUUCACAAAUCCAGCCUAGACCAUACGACCCAGCCUGGCGUUUCUGCCGACGCACCGAAAGACGCAAUACUUUCUACAAGUUUGUGGGGGUGACUACUUGUGGCCUUGUCGGCUCAGCCGGCCUCUUCUUGCUCCUACACGGACCUCAUCAUCGACCAAAGAAGUGGGUUGUCGACUGGUGGGACAAGCUAACCAGUUAGAAUCCAUCCAUGCCCUGCUUCAACAACAUAUAUAUAUACUAGAAUGCCAACAAGACUAGCUUCCUUGUCAUGAGGUUUAUGUUAAUUAGCUUUGCUUGGCUACCAACUAAGUGCUAUUAUAUGUUUGGACGGUCUAUCUAUCUUUUUGUCCAACGAUUUCUACUUGUUCGACUCUUGUCUGCACUCGUAUUUAUACCAGGGCU